GGAGAGGGUGCCUCCCCUGUGCCCACAGCCCUCGGCACCUGCCCUUGCUAUAGCACCAUUCUCCCCUGCUGUUACCUCCUCAGGUCAGGGACAGCAUCAGUGUACCCAGUAUCACCCAGCAUGUGGCCUACACUGAGUAGCUGUCAGUGAAAGUUGGUAAAUGAAUGCGUACAUAAAUGAAGUAGAACUUGACUGGGGGAAGGAAGAAAUGAAUCCACAAUAGAAUGGCCAGUGAUAAAAGAGGAGGAAGUCAAGAGAAGAGAGUGAUGGAGUGAAGAUGCAGAGUAACAGCAACAAUUUAUUAAUCAUUGGUACUAUUUAUGAACACCUACUAUGUGCUCGCACAACAUAGGGAGAAGAGCAUCAGGAGUGGGUAUUGGGGACCGCUCCCCAGCAGGCAUCCCCAGGGCAAGCCAAAGGAGGGGGAGGCAGUGGGCAGCCAAACUCCCCCCAAGCUACUUGACCACCCCACCUUACCCAGCUCUCGCUCUCUUAGCCCUGCCUGGUGCCCAGUGCUGGGUUGGGUGAGACUGGGGAGAGUGGUGAGUGAGACCUGCUAUGCCCUUCAGGAGCUCGGUCUCAUGGGGAACUAGACUUGGGGUCAGAAGUGAAGGACCACAGCAACAUGGGGUGAUUGGUGUGGAUGGUGCAAAAUCAGGGACAUGGGAGCCCGGAAGCGGAAGUGGCCCCAGCCAGCCUGGAAGGCUUCUGCCCUGGUCCCAGGGUAUCUGCUUUCCCUUCAACCUGCCCCAAAUAAAUAGCUCACCCUGAAAAUGGUGCUCUCUUCCCAAAGUUCCAUCCUUCCUAGGGCACACCCUAUGAGUCAUCCCAAGGCGCCUACCUGCAUCCUUCUCCAUCUGUCCAGGAUAAGGAGCUGCCACUUAGUGAUACUUUGCCCUGGUGGAGCCCCUGAUUCGACCCUCAAGCCCCUGAGAUAAACUGGCCAUCCGUCGUUCCUGGCCUGCCCCUGAAGCAAGGGGACACAGGUCCCGCCCAGCGCGCCCCUCAGGGCAGCGGAUGGACUUCCGGUGGGCGCUCCUCGAAGUCCGUCCGGAGCCAAUCGGCUGCGCGGAGGCAGUGCGCGUGCGCGUUGGGCUCCUCUUCUGGGCGCUCAGACUACAACCCCCAAGAUGCACCGCGCCCGGCAGCCCGGCGGAGCUCUUUUCAAACGGACCAAUGGGCGCCCCGCGCACCCCGUGCCGCGUUUAAAUCCUUGGCGGAGGCGCGUCUCAAAUCAUCUACCGGCCGCUCGGGUGACUUCCCGACUGCUCUCCCCAUGGAAGGGGGCGGCGGCAGCGCUGGGCCUUCAGCCAGCCAGGCAGGGGACGCGAAGACGGACGUUCCUGAGAAGGAAGACAUUCGUCUUUUGGCCGAUGAAAAAUUUGACUUUGAUCUUUCAUUGUCUUCUUCAAGUGCAAAUGAAGAUGAUGAAGUCUUUUUUGGACCUGUUGGACAUAAAGAAAGAUGUAUUGCUGCCAGCCUGGAAUUAAAUAAUCAAAUUCCCGAACAGCCUGUCUUGCCAGCAUCGGAAAGUUGCAUUACUUGGAGCCCUCUCACGGGGGAGAAGUUUGUGGAAGUGUACAAAGAAGCGCACUUAUUGGCUCUGCGGAUAGAAAGCAACAGCAGAAACAAGGCAGCCCAAGCUGCCCAGCCCAAAGACCCGUGGAGCCAAGGUGUGGAACAAUUUAUACAGGAAUCAAAAUUGAAAGUAAGCCUCUUUGAGGAAGAAAAGGAAAUGAAGAAAAGCCCCAAAUCGCUUAAAAGGGAGACAUAUUACCUGUCAGACAGCCCCUUGAUGGGACCGCCACUGUCAGGCAUGUGGCCCCCUGCGGGUGAGCCCCCGCUGCCGGACUCAUGCCUGGCCCCACCGAGUUCUCCUGCCCAGGCUAGCCUUGCCCAGACACAGGGGCCACCGUACCCUUCUCAGCCUUUGCCAGGGGAAUCGAGUUCUGCUCACCCUCCGAGUCAGGCAGUGACUCAGAGAAAAGUCACCAGCAAAUUGCAGCUGCCCCGAGCUUCGUCUGUUAGAGGAAGACACAUCCACUUGGCCAUGGAGAAGCCCAAGAAAGCGGUACCAGCUAGUCCUUCCGGGACGAAAAUCCCAGAUGGAAAGGAAUGCCGCAGGGAUGUGCUCCCUGACAGGCCUGCUCCGGGUGCUGCUGGCCCGCCAGCCGGUGGAAGCCACUUGGUCCAAGGCAAGCGGUUGCUCCCUGUUCCAAACAAGCUGGGGCUGAAGAAGACCCUGUUAAAACCACCUGGCUGUGCUGGCAGUCUUGUAAGGAAGUCUUCUUCCUCAGGGUCUGCUUCAAGUGUGGCGUCCAGUGUGUCUGUGUCGCCAGCAGUGGGCAAAGCUAAAUCAAGUGAAUUUGCAAGUAUGCCUGCAAACAGUUCCCAGCCUCUGUCAAACAACAGCAAGUCAGGCAGAGCGGGGCCUGCCCUGCUGCCGGCGGGCCCUGCAGGUGCACCCUGCAGGCCAGCCAAGCGGGCUGAUGUUGAGCUGGCAGCAGAGCAGCCCACGAUGCCCCCUGCAGCUUCUCCCACCCAACCCCAGACUCCAGAAGGUCAAGGCCCGAGGGUGGACUCUGAUUCCAUUUUGUCAAAAUCUUCUCAAUUGAAUAGAACUAGAAGUAUAAGAAGGCGAGAUUCCUGUCUAAAUUCCAAGACAAAGGUUGUGCCUACUCCUACAAGUCAGUUUAAAAUUCCCAAGUUUUCUAUUGCACAUAAAGGUGUGUCCCACCGUCCUUUCACUUGCACGGUUUUGGAUGAAGGUCGCUGGCGGUUCUUUGUGUCCAUCCCCUGUGAAUCCCCAGACAGCGCAACGCCCAAGUUCUCGCGGGCUCCACGGCCACAGUCAUGCUCGUCGGUUGGCAGGGUCAUCGUCCACAGCACUCCUGCUAGACAUUCAUCAGAGCCAGCCGCACGCAGCCUGCUGAGCGGCGCAGGGACACCCCUGAGUACGAGACGGGAGUCAGCCCUGCCCACGCCUGCUGGCCGGCGCCUCUCCAUCCUCCCAUGGACGGCCCCUAAAACCAUGCCCAGGGCUUUGGCUUCUCCCCUGCCUGUGCCUGCUCGGCGACUGUCCUCUGUGCCCCGGAAAAAAUCUGCAGUGAGAACUGACCCAACAAGGGACGGCAACAGAGAGGUUGAUGUCAGGCAGGCAGACUUGUCACCUGAUGGAAGUUUUUCUCCUCCAUCCAGUGUCCCUCAGGCACUUAACUUUUCUCCAGAAAAAAGUGAUUUUACUUUUUCAAAAAGCAUCACCACAGAAGCAACUCUGGACGACGAAGCAGAGCCACGUGCAGCCCCGGCACCGAGUGAGGUUCUUACAGAUAUCAAACUGGACCUGCUGACCACCACUCCCAGCGCCGAGCACACACCCCUGGUUGACCUCCCUCUCAUCGACUUGGGCAGCACCCCCGAGGCAAGUGGGCCUGUGGGGCCGGAGAGCAGACCUCUGAUCGACCUCAUGACGAACACUCCAGACAUGGGCAGAAGCGUCUCGGCAAAAUCUGUACAAGCAGCAGGGCAGCUCAUAGACCUGGGCUCGCCUCUGAUCCAGCUGAGUCCUGAGGCUGACAAGGAAAACGUGGACUCGCCGCUCCUCAAGUUCUGAGUGGAACAAAACCCUUGCCUUUUCCUCGUUGUUAAAGUUGUUUUCAAUCCCUAGAAACAUAUUCUAGUAGAAAUCUUAUUUGAAAAGGGAAAAAAGCCUAAAUACAUUUACUGUGCCUGGAGGGGAUGGGCUGCGGUGUGGGGGCUCAUUGCCGACCCCCGAGGUCUCCACUGCCCGCAGCUCCCCUCUCCCUGCCUGUCACUGGGCUGAAGUUACUCUAAAUGAAAAACUUUGCUUUGAAUCUUUUGUAUGUAAAAUGGUAAGUGGCUAUUUUUAAAGUUAAGUGUAUAUGAAAAGUUAAAUGUUCUAGAUUUAAAUUAAAUUGUAAAAUAAAUGGAAGUGUAU
Messenger RNA from Lemur catta (Ring-tailed lemur), 3958 nucleotides. It is a transcript of the gene GTSE1, whose product is annotated as G2 and S-phase expressed 1. The record is from RefSeq and is a predicted model, not a curated record. Bases 1277 to 3613 code for a protein of 778 amino acids. Gene Ontology annotation, cellular component: microtubule cytoskeleton; cytoplasmic microtubule. NCBI's taxonomy places the organism in Eukaryota, Metazoa, Chordata, Mammalia, Primates, Lemuridae. Gene Ontology annotation, molecular function: microtubule binding. The transcript is spliced from 14 exons.